Molecule: messenger RNA, 2370 nt
Organism: Rangifer tarandus platyrhynchus (Svalbard reindeer)
Lineage: Eukaryota; Metazoa; Chordata; Mammalia; Artiodactyla; Cervidae
Source: the annotation of a GenBank genome assembly
AUGGAGAAUGCCGAAGGUGCCGGCCAGCAUGUGCCCGAGCAGAGCUCGCCCGCCCAGGGGCCAGCCCAGAGCAUCGCUCCACAGGGCCCUCAGGGAGACCCGGGCCAGCUUCUUUACCACGAGGAGACCAUCGAUCUCGGUGGAGACGAGUUCGAAUCCGAGGAUUCGAAUAAUUUCGCGGAUAAGCUCGAUGAGCCCCUGAUGGAGAGCGUGCUCAUCUCCGACUCCCCAAACAACAGCGAAGAUGACACGGGUGACCUGGGGUGUCUGCAGGACGUGGGUGAGCCCGCCGAGGGCAGUGGCGAUCACAGGCUGGGGCCCUGCGCAGAAGAGGGCACGCUGGGCUCUCUGAGUGACGGCGGUGAGAGUGAUGGCGGGGACACGCCUCAGGACGUCUCAGACAUGACCCCUGAUAGCAGAGCGUCAUUGAAAGAGGACCCCGAGCGUGGCGACGUGGAAGACCCGCCUGCUUCUGAACACAGGGGUGCAGAGGACCCGGGUCCGGGGGCUGAGCGGGUGCCCGCGGCAGGUCCGCCGUCAGGAGCGUCCCCCCGGCAGCCAGCCCCCAAGGACGAGCCGGUGCCCGUGUGCACCAUCUUUAGCCAGCCGCCCCCCGGCGCCCCCACCCCAGCCCUGCGUGACGGCUUCGAGUCCCAGAUGGUGAAGUCCCCCAGCUUCAGCGGCGCCAGCGAGGCUGCCCCCAGGACCCCGCCCCAGGCGGUCCAGCCGAGCCCCAGCCUCAGCAAGUUCUUCGGCGAUCCGACCGGCAGCAGCUCCUUGGCCUCGGACUUCUUUGAUUCUUUCACAACCUCCACCUUCAUCUCCGUCAGUAACCCCAACGCCAGCCCUUCCCUUCCGGAAAGCCUGUCUUCGCUCGCCGCUACCCCCGUGGGAGGAAGCUCCCCGGGUUCCAUGGAUGCUGCCUCCUCCCCAGGGGUGGAGAGGCGAGGGUCGGGUGUCUCCACGGCGCCUCUGGAGAUCUCGCAGUCCCCAAAGCCGUUCUCACAGAUCCAGGCGGUGUUUGCCGGCAGCGAGGACCCGUUUGCCACUGCCCUGAGCAUGAGCGAGAUGGACCGGCGAAGCGACGCCUGGAUCCCCGGGGAGGCGACCAGGAGCGUCCUGGUCUCGGUCGCCACGCAGCAGUACGGCUCGGUGUUCGUGGACAAGGAAGACCUCACCAUGCCCGGCCUCAAGUUCGACAACAUCCAGGGAGAUGCAGUUAAGGACUUAAUGCUUCGCUUCCUGGGUGAAAAAGCAGCAGCAAAGAGACAGGUGCUGACCGCCAGCUCCGUGGAACAGUCUUUGGUUGGACUGAAGCAGCUCAUCAGCUGCAAGAACUGGCGGGCUGCGGUGGACCUGUGCGGGCGGCUGCUCACGGCCCAUGGCCAAGGAUACGGCAAGAGUGGGCUGCCGACUAGCCACACGGCGGACUCCCUGCAGCUCUGGUUUGUGCGGCUGGCGCUGCUGGUGAAGCUGGGCCUGUUCCAGAACGCCGAGGUGGAGCUGGAGCCGUUCGGCAGCCUGGACCAGCCGGACCUCUACUAUGAGUACUACCCGCACGUGUACCCGGGGCGCAGGGGCUCCAUGGUCCCCUUUUCCAUGCGGAUCCUGCACGCCGAGCUCCAGCAGUACCUGGGGAACCCCCAGGAGGCCCUGGACCGGCUCCACAGGGUGAAGGCCGUCUGCAGCAAGAUCCUGGCCAACCUGGAACAGGGCCUGGCGGAGGAUGGGACCAUGAGCAGCAUCGCACAGGAGAACAGGCAAGCCUCUGUGCAGCUGUGGCGGUCCCGCCUGGGCCGGGUGACGUGCUCCAUGGCCAACUGCCUGCUGCUCAUGAAGGACUACGUGCUGGCCGUGGACGCGUACCGCGCGGUCAUCCAGUUCCACCCAGAGCAGGAGCCCCAGGUGCUGAGCUGCAUCGGCCGCAUCUUCCUGCAGAUUGGAGACAUAAAAACAGCUGAAAAGUACUUUCAAGACGUAGAGAGAGUAGCACAGAAAUUGGAUGGACUACAAGGCAAAACCAUGGUUUUGAUGAACAGAGCUUUCCUUCACCUUGGUCAGAAUAACUUCGCGGAAGCGCACAGGUUCUUCACGGAGAUCCUGAGGGUGGACCCGUCAAAUGCAGUGGCCAACAACAACGCGGCCGUGUGCCUGCUGUACCUGGGCCGCCUCAAGGACUCGCUGCGGCAGCUGGAGGCCAUGGCCCAGCGGGACCCGCGGCAGUACCUGCACGAGAGCGUGCUCUUCAACCUGACCACCAUGUACGAGCUGGAGUCAUCCCGCAGCCUGCAGAAGAAGCAGGCCCUGCUGGAGGCCGUGGCCAGCACGGAGGGCGACUGCUUCAACACACAGUGCCUCAAGCUGGCCUAG